CAUCUCACGCGCAAUUCGUAUUGUAUUGCACAAUCUCUCCGACUCCUUAUUUCCUCUGGGGAUCUUCAGUCUUCGCAAGAGAUCUCUCUCUUUCCAUUUCUUUUUUUCUUAGAUCUCAUUACUUCACAACUGUACCUUUCAAUCCCUGUAAAGCUGUAUUUGGAUUGUCAUUUCCAUCUCCUUUAUCUCCUUUCUUCCUUUCUGAUCCACUUUCCCGAAAAAAUUAACCCCUUUAAUCUCCCCUGCUUUUCUCUCUCGCCAAACACAGGCUUAGGCAUCCGCUUCACCUUCUGUUCUUUCUUAUGAUGGGGUUUCGGUCUUGCCCUAGACUUCUCCUUCUUUCAUUCUUCCUACUUCUGGCUCUUCCUUGCAUCGCUGCUCAGGAAUCUGUGGAGGAAAAUGAGAAGGAAAAAUCAUCUGUAUCGCUUGAUCUGGGCCGCCGUGGCAUGAUACUUGCCAAUGACCUUGACAUCAAUUCUGUUGGUCUUGGACUUCAAGUGGACUCUGGUCUUGGAAUUUUUGAUGCAUUUAUUGCGAGCUUGUCCAUGAUUAUCGUCAGCGAGAUUGGGGAUGAGACUUUUAUAAUAGCAGCUCUCAUGGCAAUGCGCCAUCCCAAGUCGAUUGUCUUGUCUGGUGCUCUGACUGCCUUGAUUGUUAUGACAGUACUUUCUACUGGAUUAGGUAGGAUUGUGCCAAAUUUGAUAUCAAGAAAGCAUACAAAUAGUGCUGCCACAGUCCUUUAUGCAUUUUUUGGGCUGCGAUUACUUUACAUUGCCUGGAGAUCAGAUUCAAAAUCAUCCCAGAAAAAAGAAAUGGAAGAAGUAGAGGAAAAGCUUGAAGCAGGGCAAGGGAAAACAAGUUUCCGCCGCUUCUUUUCUAGAUUUUGUACCCCAAUAUUUUUGGAGUCAUUCAUAUUAACCUUUCUAGCUGAGUGGGGAGAUCGUAGCCAGAUUGCAACAAUUGCUCUGGCAACCCACAAAAAUGCAAUUGGUGUAGCUGUGGGGGCUACAUUAGGACACACAAUCUGCACUUCCCUGGCAGUUGUGGGAGGAAGCAUGCUAGCAUCUAAGAUCUCGCAAGGGACAGUUGCUACAAUUGGUGGCUUGCUUUUUCUUGGCUUUUCUUUAUCUUCUUAUUUCUAUCCUCCUCUAUAAGGAUGAUAUUGAAGGCUAACCUGAUUCUUUUCUUAGUCUUUGUUAACUUCAAUGCAGUUUUCAUUUUUCCGUUCUAAAGUUUUUGUUUUGUCGAAAAUGGUUUUCUACCUACUAAUUGACGCCAGACUGUUCUACUUAUUCUUUUGUAUAAUUAGUAUAUAUUAAUGUCUUAAAUGUGUUUUUUGUUUAA
Messenger RNA from Hevea brasiliensis (rubber tree), 1344 nucleotides. Its product is annotated as GDT1-like protein 4. Bases 303 to 1154 code for a protein of 283 amino acids. The record is from RefSeq and is a predicted model, not a curated record. The transcript has 9 exons. Lineage: Eukaryota; Viridiplantae; Streptophyta; Magnoliopsida; Malpighiales; Euphorbiaceae. Gene Ontology annotation, molecular function: manganese ion transmembrane transporter activity; calcium ion transmembrane transporter activity. Gene Ontology annotation, cellular component: Golgi apparatus. Gene Ontology annotation, biological process: calcium ion transmembrane transport; manganese ion transmembrane transport; Golgi calcium ion homeostasis.